AUGGAGCCUCUCGGGGGGAACCAAAAGUCUGCUCAAGUACCGGAUUUGGAACUGGAACUUCCCAGGAUCCCGGAGAAAGCCUACAUUCCUGGCUACUUGUCACGAGAUCUAGACUUGCCAGCAGUGCUAGCUCCGCCUGAUCCGCCUUCGUCCCAGUUGGCACUUGCGUUCGGGUCAGCAUCGUCUCAAACUUCUAGUCAGGACGAAGACUCCGUUGUGGGCACAAAAGUCGCAAUCUGCUUCUCUAUGGAAGACGAGGGAACUGAAUACUCGGAAUAUCCUAGAAAUGACGAGAUGAAUCUAAAGCAUCUCAAAGGCAAGAUCAACAAACUCCAGCAGAUCCGCAAAAACUCUGCUGGAAAGAUAAGAUUUCUGCAGAAAAGUUGUGAAGACGCUAUGGAGAUAGCUAUGAACGCAGAAGCGGACCUUGAGCACGUAAUGAAAUUAUACGUCUCCAAGGGCUAGUGGGCAAAGGUUUCUUAGAAAAGAUUGCAGAAGGUUGGUGUUACACAUUUGGGCGAUUUCUCUUCUUCCAGAUAUUAAUUUUGUUAUCAUUCGAUUGGGCCGAGGCCACCGCUACAGCAGAAUAGGAACCAUUCCUCCUCCUCCUCCAGCCCGAACCCGUCUUCCCUGUUGUUGGUUAUCGUGUGCCGGCGGAGGCGCAGACAGGCGUAGUAUAGAUAGCACAGUUUUCAUCAGGGAUCCUCGAUUAGUUUUUGGUUUUUCUGUUAACCUCAUUACCCUCUCCUUCUUAGCCUUGGGGGUGGUUAUUCGUGUGUGAUGGACGAGCAAAAUCAGAGCCUUGUGCCCGGGGGGGGGUGGGGGGAAGGUAGUUAUCCCAUGUCGUAGAGGGUUUGUUACGAAAUAGCCCACUCUUCCGGUCAAUAUUUGGUUUCAGACUGUCACACACAAAGAUAGCCAGACCCAAUCGGUAGGUCACUAGUUGGUUCGAGAAGCAUUGGAAGGAUUAACCUGAAUACAAUUGGCCCUUGGCAUAAUGCCAUAGCUGAA
Molecule: messenger RNA, 1011 nt
Organism: Tuber melanosporum (Perigord truffle)
Lineage: Eukaryota; Fungi; Ascomycota; Pezizomycetes; Pezizales; Tuberaceae
Exons: 2
Coding region: 1-465 (154 amino acids)
Source: RefSeq, a predicted model, not a curated record